Amaranthus tricolor (Joseph's coat) is the source of this 2077-nucleotide messenger RNA. RefSeq names its product trigger factor-like protein TIG, Chloroplastic. Gene Ontology annotation, molecular function: protein folding chaperone; peptidyl-prolyl cis-trans isomerase activity; ribosome binding. Bases 25 to 1749 code for a protein of 574 amino acids. The transcript is spliced from 13 exons. Gene Ontology annotation, biological process: protein transport; 'de novo' cotranslational protein folding; protein unfolding. Lineage: Eukaryota; Viridiplantae; Streptophyta; Magnoliopsida; Caryophyllales; Amaranthaceae. The record is from RefSeq and is a predicted model, not a curated record.
AUAAAGAUGAUCAACCAUCUCUAAAUGUCAUCUCUAAAGUUGAAUAAGGUAGUUUAUCCAAACAAAAAAACUAUCAACAACUCCGUCCCUCUCACUUUGUCUCUCCAAGCUAUGUCUAUGGAGCUUUGGAGUUCGUCAUUCUCCUUAAAACUUCCAAUUCAUGCCAAACCAUCUUCAUCAUCAUCAUCAUCUAAAUGUCUCUUAACCACCCCUCAUUCCCACUCUUUUCACUUAACUAAAUCCCAUUAUACCCUCUUCAAAUCCCUUCACUUUUCUCCUUCUUCCCGCCAAUUCUCUUCCCUUCAACACUCAUUUUCCCGAACUCCUACCCAUAUAUCUGCUUCAUCUUCCUCCACCGCUGAUGUCGAAUUGGAGAAGCUUCCUGCUGAUAUUGAUGUUACAGAGUUUAAUGAACCCCAGUCUAGAGUCAGGCUAAGUGUGAAUGUUCCACCAGCAGUAUGUGAUGAUUGUUAUAGGACCGUUAUGCGAGAGCUUUCAAAGCAGGCAAAGAUUCCUGGAUUUCGUCCUGGAAAGCCAAUUCCAGAUGGUAUUCUGCUUAGCUAUGCAGGGAAGCAAAAUAUUCAAAGAGCUACUAUUGAGUCCAUUCUGAAAAGAAUCCUCCCUCAUGCCUUAUCAUCGGUUAAUGGAAUGGCUUUACAAGAUUCUCUUAGAAUUACUACUAAUUUUUCGGAUAUGGAGGAGACAUACAUAUCUUCAAACUCUUUAAAGUUUGAUGUCGUGGUUGAUGUAUUGCCUGAAGUGAAAUGGAAUCCGGAGAAUGGAUACAAGAACUUAAAGAUUGUUGUUGAAAUAGAUAAUGAAAUAACUGCCGAGGUAGCUUGUGAACGAGAGUUAAAGCGUCGCCACAAGACAUUAGGUGUAAUGAGAAUAGUUGCUGAUAGAGGGCUUCAGGUAGGCGAUGUCGUGGUGAUUGACAUAUCUGCAGCAACAAUCGAGGAAGGAGGAAAAGAAUCUCAAAAGAUUCCAUCUGCCGAGAGCAAAGGAUUUAACUUCGACACGGAAGAUGCAGAAACUGUGAUUCCUGGUUUCCUUGAUUCGUUAAUAGAGAUUCGACCGGGUGAAACAAAAUCCUUUCCACUUGUGUUUCCGGAAACAUGGAGACAAGAAGAUCUUCGUGGAGUGCAAGCUCAAUUCACAGUGGAGUGCAAAGAACUGUUUUACAGAGAUUUGCCGCCAUUGGAUGACUCUCUCGCUGAAAAGCUUCAGCCAGGAUGUUCAACUUUGGAGGAGGUUAAGGAGACAUUGCUGCAGAGAUGUCGGGAGCUGGAGCAAACGGCUAAGGAACAGGCAACAGAUAAUGCAAUUCUAGAUCAGCUUCGUAAGAUGGUUGAAAUUGAUAUUCCGCAGUCCUUAUUUGAGGAAGAAGGUAGACAAAUGUACGGAGCAAAGCUUCUGCAAAUUCAGGCACAAAUGAAGCUGAGUGACGAGCAGUUGGCAUCCUUAACAAAUUCGAGGACUGUAAAUGAAUUUAUUGAACAUGAGAAAGAAAAUAUAAUUGAAGUGAUAAAACAAAAUCUCGCUAUAGGAGAUAUAUUCAAACGAGAAAAUCUGCAGGUAUCAACCGAUGAAGUGGUCAAGGAGGUUGAAAACUCCAUACAAGAGUUUCGGAAACAUCAGCAGGAAUAUGAUGAAGAGCGUAUCAAAGAACAGGUUCAAGAGGUCUUGGAGGGAGCAAAAGUUCUCGAAUGGCUGAGAGAAAACUCCGAAAUUCAAUAUAUUACCCGUUGAAGAGUAUAAAAAAAGGCUCGAACACAGAAGAUGGCAAGCCUUUUUUGUCAUUCGUUCUUGCACGAGGCUUAUAUGUUUUCAUUACGCUACUUCGGAUGCCAUGUAUCGGUGAAUGGUGCCUAAGUUCGCGUAGUUUGGGAGUCAUUUUUGACAUCUUGAAGUUGCAUUUUUUCAGUUUUGUGCAACUCGAAAUUGAGAUAUAGAGAUAUGUUUAGAAUACAUGGCUUAUUUUUCUGUAACGUAACUAUCUGCAUUUGGUUAUUAUUUUUGUUGUAUAGCAGUAUGCAUAAUACACUACUAAUAAAUAGGAAAUAUCUGUUUAUGAGCA